Messenger RNA from Heterostelium album PN500, 588 nucleotides. It is a transcript of the gene racB, whose product is annotated as Rho family small GTPase. Gene Ontology annotation, molecular function: GTP binding; GTPase activity; protein kinase binding. The record is from RefSeq and is a predicted model, not a curated record. Lineage: Eukaryota; Evosea; Eumycetozoa; Acytosteliales; Acytosteliaceae. Bases 1 to 588 code for a protein of 195 amino acids. Gene Ontology annotation, cellular component: cytoplasmic vesicle; cell cortex; plasma membrane. The transcript has 3 exons. Gene Ontology annotation, biological process: actin filament organization; establishment or maintenance of cell polarity; regulation of cell shape.
AUGCAAUCAAUUAAAUUGGUAGUUGUAGGUGAUGGUGCUGUAGGUAAGACCUGCCUACUUAUCUCAUACACCUCAAACUCUUUCCCAACCGAAUAUGUACCAACUGUUUUUGAUAAUUAUUCAGCAAAUGUGAUGGUUGACAAUAAAACAGUUUCUCUUGGUCUUUGGGAUACUGCAGGUCAAGAGGAUUACGAUCGUCUUCGUCCAUUGUCAUAUCCACAAACCGAUGUAUUCCUUAUUUGCUUUGCCAUUAUAAGUCAAACCUCAUACACCAAUGUAAAGUCGAAAUGGUAUCCCGAGGUUAACCACCAUUGCCCAAACAGCACAAUCAUCUUGGUCGGAACUAAAUGUGAUUUAAGAGAUGACAGAGAGGCUUUAGAGAAACUUAAAGAGAAGAAUCAAACUCCACUCACCCCACAACAAGGUGAGCAAAUGGCUAAAGAUAUUAAAGCUUUCUGUUAUUUAGAAUGUUCUGCUCUCACUCAAAAAGGUCUUAAGCAAGUAUUUGAUGAGGCUAUUAAGGCUGUGAUUUUCCCAGAUAGAGACAAGUCAAACAAAUCUAGCAAAUCAAAAUGCACCAUACUAUAG